UUUCUGUCUACGAAUAUGUUGAUAAAUAUUUUAUGACAAUUUUCUUAAAAGAAAAAACACAAAUUGCUCCUUUAAAAUGUGUGUGCAAUAUGCUGAUAAAUACUUAUCAAUGCGAGCGUAAAAACAAAGCAGGGGAGCGGUAGAGAAGCCCAUUGGAAAACAGCUGAUUUGGCGCCAAUGUUACCACAUGCAAGCGUGCACAGCGGCAGAAGUUGUUUUAAUCUUCAUCAAAUUUGCGACGAUUGCUUGUAAUUAUGAUUAGUAUUGUGAUAAAAAGUUAAAUAAAGUAAAAUUUGAAAUGUUCAAUAUGCCUUUAAUACGCGGCAGCCUACAAAAAGUGCGUGGAAUAUAUCAAUUGGUGGCUAAUCAAAGCAGAGCGAGUGCACCAAGAUUUCCACAAGUUGCCCCAGCAUGCUUUCAUCUGAAUCAUGCAAUUGCCGCCAAAGUGUUUGUUGACAGAGAGAAUAAACACGCACACGACGUGCUGGUGCAAUCAUUGAAGCCUUAUCAAAUCUUCCGCGUGGAUGAAAUUACGCCACCAGCAGUAAAUGAACCUGUUACAACAGAAUUGCCUGCGCUGAUAUCUACGGCGGAACUGACUCGUGUCACUUUUGAAGAAGUAUUUGACACAUUCAACGCUCUGGCACAUUAUUGCAUAAGGACAAACACCUGUAUCUCAGAUAGUCGCUUUGAACAAUUCUGUAAAAUUUUCUGUGAACAAACUCAUAAGCUCAGCAAUGAACAGUUGUUAUCCGCUCUACGACUACUAUCCCAACUGCCAUCAGAGGAGUCAGUACGUGAACCUAACUAUAUGCAAUUGUGGAACAAUUUGGAUGUGGAGUGCUGCCGCCGCAUUGAGCACUGGUCAAGUGAUGAGCUCCUAUUGGUUUGCGAUGCUUGGUACUCCUUGAAUUUAGCGCGCGUAUGUGAGUUUGUCUGGGAAGCUUUACGCAAGUUGGGGCGCAAGGUACGACGUAUGCAACCUGAGCAGUUGGUCCAAGCAAUGUUCUACUGCAAUGUGCUGCGCCGGCCAGUGUUCGAAAUGUUCGAUUUCGAAGUAAAUUUAGCACGUUUUGUUGAUACAAUGUCACUGCAGGAGUUGGGUGUAAUGUCAAUGGGUUUCUUCAAGACACAAACACCCAUACGUAAUCCUGAAUUGCUUGAUCACUUGUACAAACGUCUUAUAGCGGAAAUAGAAACAGUUGAUGAUAUCACAUUGGUAUCCAUAUUGAAAGUGCUGCGUUAUAGCAGUAAAAUACCACAAGUGCCACAAAUGAUGGAGUUGAUGGAGGUGUUGCAAACACAAAUAUCACGUAUUUCACUAAUGAGCUGCUUGCACGUUGCGCUGUUUGGUGUGGAACUACAGUGUUGCCAUGAUGGCGUCUUAGAGUUAGUGCUGCAACGCUUCAAUCAAGACAUCGAAAAUGCGCGCUUAAAAGAUAUGGAACGCAUAUGCUUGGCAAUAUCUGUGUUUAACUAUCGUAGUCCAACCGGUGUUGAACAAGAGUUAUGUGCGAAAAUCUUGUCUCUCCUUGAAACCAAAGUCGAUGAAAUCUUAAAAUACCCGCGUUGCUUCGUCGCCUGCUUGCAUUAUUUAACUCUAUGUGGGCAUUAUAAUAAAGAGAUGAUAACUUCUGUGCUAGAUAAGCGAUUCGUUGAUCUUGCUUAUGGUAAAAAUGUGACCGCUGGACGUGAAAUCUUUAAUUUAGACUCUUUUGUGAAAAUAAAUUUGAAGGAUUCCAAUUACGUUGGCAAUGAGUUGUCAGAAAAGAAGCGUCGCUCCUUGGGUAAAGUGCUGACACAGUAUAUACCUGAACGAAAUCAAAAGUUUAGACUAAAUAAAACCGAUCGCAUACUGCUGGAGAUUAAGGAGACGCUGGAACGUAUACUGCGCCCAAAUACAUUGAAACACAUAUUGCCACAUUUCGAGCGGCCAGAUGUGGUUGUUUGCUAUGAUAACACGCUUCGUCAGGCAAUACCACUUGCAAGCGGCUGUCCGGAGGAUUAUAGCGGCGCUAUCUUGACACGCGACCUGCUGUUGGGUGACUCGGUAAAAACGAAUGUGGACAGCAUCGCUGUGGUCAUAGUUGGCUGGAACAAUGUUGUAAAGGACAAACAAAGAUUUACGGGAUUAUUUGAGUUGAAGCUAAAGCAAUUGCGCAUGCUAGGACACAAACCCAUAUUGAUAUAUUGGCAUGAGUGGCGCGCACUAGAGACCCCCAUGGAUCGUCAACAAUUUUUAAAACGGAAAUUAGCCAAUACAAUAAAUUUGUAACAUUAAAUGUACAAAUAACGCCACUAAUAUUAGUUAGCGAAUUAUAUACCUAAGGAACACAAUGUAAAAUCAAAUAUUGAAAAA
Bactrocera tryoni is the source of this 2359-nucleotide messenger RNA. RefSeq names its product FAST kinase domain-containing protein 5, mitochondrial. The record is from RefSeq and is a predicted model, not a curated record. Bases 299 to 2275 code for a protein of 658 amino acids. Lineage: Eukaryota; Metazoa; Arthropoda; Insecta; Diptera; Tephritidae. The transcript is spliced from 3 exons.